CAGGCAGGCAGAGAGAGGACCCAGGCGUCCGGCGAGGCCCAAGUUGGUCCGACAGACAGACAGACAGAGAGAGGACCCGGGCGUCCGGCGAGGCCCAUGUGGGUCUGACAGACAGACAGACAGAGAGAGGACCCAGGCGUCCGGCGAGGCCCAGGUUGGUCCGACACAGACAGACAGACAGACAGAGGACCCGGGCGUCCGGCGAGGCCCAGGUAGGUCUGACAGACCGACAGACAGACAGACAGACAGAGGACCCAGGCGUCCGGCGAGGCCCAAGUUGGUCCGACAGACAGACAGACAGAGACAGAGAGAGGAUCCAGGCAUCCAGCGAGGCCCAAGUUGGUCCGACAGACAGACAGACAGACAGAGAGAGGACCCAGGCGUUCAGCGAGGCCCAAGUUGGUCAGACAGAGAGAGAGAGACAGAGAGAGGACCCAGGCGUCCGGCGAGGCCCAAGUUGGUCCGACAGACAGACAGAGAGAGGACCCAGGCGUCCGGCGAGGCCCAAGUUGGUCCGACAGACAGACAGACAGACAGACAGAGAGACAGAGCGAGGAGCCAGGCGUCCGGCGAGGCCCAAGUUGGCCCGGGGGCGAUGGGUUCGGGGGGCUGGCCCCGGCGACAGAAGGGGCUGCUGCAGAGCGGGUUCCUGUUGUCGGCGGCCUUGGGCCUGGUGGGCGCGGGGCUGCUGUACGACCACCUGCAGCGGAGGGCCCGGGCCGCCGAGGGCCAAGCCAGCCUGGCCCGGGGGCAGCAGGAGGCCAUGGCGGCGCAGCUGCAAGUGGUUUAUGAGCACCGGUCCCGGCUGGAACGCUCCCUGCAGAAAGAGCGUGGGGACCACAAGAAGACCAAGGAAGAUUUCCUGGUGUACAAGCUGGAGGCCCAGGAAGCUCUCAACAAGGAGAAGCAAGAUGCCAUGAACCGUUACGGAGCCCUCAGCUCCCAGCACAAGAUCCUCAAGAACCAGCACGAGGACGUGAAGAAGCAGCUGCGGGAGCUGCAAGGGCAGCACAACGGACUGAAGCUGGAGCAGCGCCGGACGUUGGAGAGCCACGGCCAGCAGCUGGCCCAGCUGCAGCGGGACCGGGACAGCGAGGUCGCCGGCCUGCAGGACUUGGUGUCUAAGCUGCGGGCAGAGAGCCGACUCCUGCGCCAGGCUCACCAGGAGGUGCACACCCAGCUGCUUGGAGCCCAGGCCCAGGUGGAGGAGUUCAGGCAGCUCAAGGAGGCCCUGCAGAAAAUGCCGAGUUUCAAGGACCUGGGGCCGGGUCCCCAAGAGCCCACCUCCAGAGUGGGGGGCAGCCGGGCCCAUCUGGAGCACCCCAAGGUGAUCAUCUCCACUGCCAGGAUUCCCCGUGAAGCCCAGGCCCCGGUGGCUCCGGCCAGGGUCCCCACCCGCCUGCAGGAGCCCGGCCAGGGCCGUGUGAGCCACCUCGCCAGGGUCGCCAACCCCCAACCCACCAGCCUCCUGUCGGACCAGCGGGUGCAGGGGGGGGCCGAGGCGUGGCUCCGGGAGACCGGGGCCCCCCCGUCGCUGCCUCCUGCUCCGGGCAGGGAGCCCCCGGUCCACCCUGCCUCCAGGACCCCACCGGUGCAGAUGCAGAGCUGGCAGGACAUUGUCAACAAAGUGAAUGCCCAGAUGGGAGAAGAGCAAGGCGGGCAGAAUGGCAACGUGCCAGCAGCAAAUCAGGACAAGGAGGUGGUGCAUCCAGCAGUCAAUCAGGGAGGAGACCCCAACGAUGGAACGGAUGAGGAAGAGUUGGAAAUGGAUGCCGGGAUGAUCGAGAGAGAGGAGGACGUGCGUCCGCAGAAGGAUCCUGCCACUCAAGAGCUCUUGAGGGCAGCCGGGCAGCCUCCCGCCUCCCCGAGCUGGGUGCCAGCGGAGGACCCGGGCCCCGCCCAGGACCCCAACAACCAGGGGGAGGAUGAGUUUGAGGAGGCGGAACUGGAGAGGCCUGAGUUCGAGGGCAGGACUGGCAAGACCGGCCCCCGACCGGAGAAGGCCAGAGACCUGCUAGACAACCAUCGGGACAACCGUGAGCCGGAGGACCGUGGUGGUGAAGAGGACGAGAGUGACGACCCACAGCUGGUGCCCCAGGGCGGGACCCGAGUGGCUCUCUCCAGGACCCGCUUCCGAUUCCGGAAGGAGAGUUACUACUGACACACGCUCCUCUCCAUCAGGGCCCUGGGGGCAAGAGGGAACUGUGCUCAGCCGGGGUCCUGACCACCUGGCCGCCCGGGAAAGGGGAGCUGAGAUCUCCCAGACCCCCCAGCCUCCUUCCUCCAUCCCUGGCCAAGUGCCUCGGCCCCCCACGGAGGGUGCCCAUGCUGCUAGCCCAGUCUGCUUCCAGGUCGGAGACCCCAGUUGGCUUUCCCGCUCCCUGGCAGGGGCCUGUAACCCAAAGGGGCCGGCUUCCCCACAACCAGCGGUCCCUACCUUCCGCAGGAGCCGGACUGGACGGCGCUCCCCGCCUUCAGGGUUGGCUGAGAUAGAUGGAAACGGCCCCUCCCCUACCCCCCUACUAAUUUCUCGUUGACAAUCAGCGGCAUGGGGAGUGACCCAGGCGGCCUGGCGAGCUGAGCUUGUCCUCCGUCCAGGGGGGCAGGGACCCGACGGGGGGCCCCAGCCCAAUCCACGAUGCGCCGGUGGGGACAGGGGAAGGCAGUGAGAUUUAUUUAUUGCAGCUCAAGAAGGGCCGUGUCCUGGGCUCACUCUAAGGCAGAUUCCUCCCUCCCACUUCUCCACUACUGUCAGUGUGAGGCUGAGCCCAGGCCGGCAUGCUGCACCCCCAGCCCCCUUAGCGCUUUCCACAGCCUCUGCUCUCCAAUUUACCCCAGAUCCAGAAGGAGUGGGUACUGCCACUCCCCCAUCUCCCCUACAGUCUGGGGGGCCUGGGCGGGGACCAUGCUGAAGGUCCAAGGGGACAUUGGACCGAGCGGGACCAGGCGGCCGGCCCUAUUCCCCCUACGGC
This is a messenger RNA of Tachyglossus aculeatus (Australian echidna), 2972 nucleotides long. RefSeq names its product Golgi integral membrane protein 4-like. NCBI's taxonomy places the organism in Eukaryota, Metazoa, Chordata, Mammalia, Monotremata, Tachyglossidae. Gene Ontology annotation, cellular component: Golgi membrane; Golgi apparatus. The record is from RefSeq and is a predicted model, not a curated record.